This is a messenger RNA of Hordeum vulgare subsp. vulgare (domesticated barley), 480 nucleotides long. RefSeq lists its product as uncharacterized. Lineage: Eukaryota; Viridiplantae; Streptophyta; Magnoliopsida; Poales; Poaceae. The annotation marks the transcript as partial. The record is from RefSeq and is a predicted model, not a curated record. The transcript is spliced from 2 exons.
CAAGGAGACGCCUUCCACCGGCACCGGCACCGGCACGGCGGCACCGUUUCCUCUCUACGGCAGCAAGCCAGCCAUCCCUCGUCCAUCCUGGCUCAGCAGGCGCGAGAGGGUGGAGAUGAGGAGGAAGGCGCUCGCACGGGGCUUCUCCGGCGAAGGCGUUCUCCGCCGCAGCCGCCCGCCACACAAGGGGACAAUAAUAGCACGAGCAAGGACAAGAAGGGCGAGAUCGCCAGGGCCAUCCGAGACGGGCUAUCGUCUCUCUCUUCUCCCAGGACCCGCCUCUCCCUCUCCUGCUGGACGAGCCACCCGAUCCGGCGGAGCAGGAGGGGGAGCGGCACGGCCGGCGGCGAACAUGGCACGCCAGCGGACGUGAAGGUGACGGCAACCAGGCCCCCCUCAAGGAAGGUGAUCGCGGCGGGGGCCAGAUCCCUCAUCGAACGCAACGAUUUCUACUGCCAGGAAUGCAACACGCACAAGUAA